AUGCCGUCUGGACGGACGGGCCGGGGCCGGGGCCGGGCCGGGCCUGGAGCUACACGACGAGGCCUCAUUAAUAUAUGGCUCACUAUGACAGUUACCGACGGACCGGGCUCUGCUAUUAGUCUAGUGAUUACUGACGAAACACAUGCCUUGUUUCUCUACACUCAGCCCGGAGGUCGCUCGUCUUGUAUGACCCUCAACGGAUAA
Danaus chrysippus (African queen) is the source of this 204-nucleotide messenger RNA. The record is from the annotation of a GenBank genome assembly. Lineage: Eukaryota; Metazoa; Arthropoda; Insecta; Lepidoptera; Nymphalidae.